GCUCUUUUGCUGCUCCUCCAACCGAACUUGGGGUGGAAAUUCUCUCGUCGGCCGAGAGUAAGAGCGGUGGCGAGCAGCUAAUAGUCAGGAAGAAUACAUAUCGCCGCGUCGAACCUGCUGGCCGCGUAGUGACAGGAGGUGGGAGGACGAGGUGGCAUAUAGCAGCAGGGUAGGGUGUACGCCUUGAAGCCGCUGCCUGCACCUCUGAGGGAAGAAGGAUGGGGAAAAGGAUGAAGAGGCGGCGGAGGCGGCGGGGGGCGAGGGGUAGCGCUGUCGCUGUGAGGAACCCCUGAGGCCGGGGGGCGGGGAAACGCAAGGAGCCCCUCAGUGGGGCGUCGGCGACGACGACGACGACGGCCUCGACCGGGAAGAGCGGGGAGAGAAAGAUGGUCAUUCUUGCGGCGGCCCUGGGCCGGGUGCGGAACGGUCAUCUGUUCUGGAUUUAGCUUACUAGGACAUGAAUGAAGAAUCAUUAACUCAUUACUGGAACUGGGGCCUUUUAGUGGGAGCUUCUAAUUCCUUUACAGUUAUGCUGGCAACUUGUCUGUCUUGAAGAUUCCUUUUUGUAUUCAUACAAAUCUUGACCCACAAUGAAUUCAAGUUUGUGGAGUCAAGAAAAAGGCAGCACAUCCUACUGGGAAGAGCGUAUAUUUUAUUUGCUUCUCCAGGAAUGCAGCAUUAUAGACAAACAGACUCAAAAGCUAUUAAAAGUACCCAAGGGUAGCAUAGGUCAGUUUGUUCAAGACCGUCCUUCAGGAGGACACACCAGAAGCAACCCUUCAUCUAAAAGCAAAAAAUUGCAAAUAGGAAUCAAGAUUUUGGAGCAGCCCCAUGCAGUUCUGUUUGUGGACGAGAAAGAAGUUGUUGAUAUAGAUGAGAAACGAGCAGAGCUGCUGUUGGCGAUUACCAAUUGUGAGGAGCGAUACAGUAUAUUUAAAAGCAAAGGCAGACUGAGCAAGGGUCUCCACAUUGAUGUUGGCUCACCGGUGAAAGUACAACUGCGAUCAGGAGAUGAGAAGUAUCCUGGAGUUGUUCGCUUUAGAGGACCCUUGAUACAAGAAAGGUCGCUCUCUGGGAUAUUUUUUGGAGUGGAGCUUCUGGAAGAAGGUCGUGGUCAGGGUUUUACUGAUGGACAGUACCAAGGCAAACAGCUGUUCAGAUGUGACGAGGACUGUGGAGUGUUUGUUGCACUAGACAAACUAGAGCUGAUGGAAGAUGAUGACAAUGAGCUGGAAAAUGACUAUGCAGCUCCAGUUGACUCAAUGCAGGUAGAACUUCCUCCUUUGGAACUCAACUCCAGGGUUUCUGUGAAGAUAGGAAAGAAUAUAGAGUAUGGGACAGUUAUAUUCUGUGAUGUCUUACCAGGAAACGAGAGUUUAGGCUACGUUGUUGGAGUGGACAUGGACAAUCCAAUUGGAAAUUGGGAUGGAAGAUACAAUGGUCAACAGCUCUGCAGUUUUGCAAGUGUUGAAAGCACACUUCUCUUGCAUAUCAAUGAUGUUAUCCCAGAGGUUGUGUCUCAGGAUAGGAGACCUCCCAAACUUGCCUUUACCUCUAGAAGUGGCUGCGAUAAAGGAUUCAAUCACAGUAAGCCAAAGUCUGCAGGUGCACUCUCUGACCCUGGAAAUAGAAACAGAUCAGAAUUUUUCUACACUUUAAAUGGCUCUUCAGUAGAUUCCCAACUGCAGGCGAAAUCAAAAAACACAUGGUAUAUUGAUGAAGUUGCUGAAGAUUCUGCAAAAUCCCUUAACGACACCUCUCCUGGGUUUGGGCACUCUUCACCACCGCUACAGCCUCCCCCGACGAGUACUUUAUCUGCCGAAAACCGAUUUCAUUCCCUGCCUUUCAGUCUGACUAAGAUGUCCAGCAGCAACAAUGCUAUUGGGCAUAGCCCACUCUCUUUAUCCGUACAGUCGGUUAUUGGAGAGGGGAAUGCAGGGGCCACCCAGGAGAGUCCACCAUCAACAGUAGUGCCCAUCAACAUGCAUGGGCUUGAAGCAGGUUCCCUGGCGGAAGUGAAGGAGAACCCUCCUUUCUACGGAGUAAUCCGUUGGAUUGGGCAGCCGCCAGGAGUCAACGAAGUGCUUGCGGGGCUUGAACUGGAAGACGAAUGUGCAGGCUGUACUGAUGGAACAUUUAAAGGAACUCGAUACUUUACCUGUGCACCCAAGAAGGCUCUGUUUGUUAAGCUGAAGAGCUGCAGGCCAGAUUCCAGAUUUGCUUCAUUGCAGCCUGUGUCCAACCAGAUUGAACGCUGCAACUCCUUAGCUUUUGGAGGUUACCUAAGUGAAGUGGUUGAAGAAAACACUCCCCCCAAAAUGGAAAAAGAAGGUUUAGAAACAAUGAUUGGAAAGAAGAAAGGAAUUCAGGGCCAUUAUAAUUCCUGCUACUUGGAUUCCACCUUAUUCUGCCUCUUUGCAUUCAGCUCUGUGUUGGACACAGUCUUGCUUAGACCGAAAGAGAAAAAUGAUGUAGAAUAUUACAGUGAAACUCAAGAGCUCCUGCGGACAGAGAUAGUAAAUCCUCUCAGAAUAUACGGAUAUGUGUGCGCAACAAAAAUAAUGAAGCUGAGGAAGAUCCUGGAAAAAGUUGAAGCAGCAUCAGGGUUCACCUCUGAAGAGAAAGAUCCAGAAGAAUUCUUGAAUAUUUUGUUUCAUCACAUUUUGAGAGUAGAGCCGCUAUUAAAAAUAAGAUCAGCAGGUCAAAAGGUUCAAGACUGCUACUUCUAUCAGAUUUUUAUGGACAAGAAUGAGAAGGUUGGCGUUCCUACAAUUCAGCAGUUACUGGAAUGGUCUUUCAUCAACAGCAACUUGAAAUUUGCCGAGGCACCUUCAUGUCUGAUUAUUCAAAUGCCUCGAUUCGGAAAGGACUUCAAAAUGUUCAACAAAAUCUUUCCCUCCCUGGAAUUAAAUAUCACAGACCUACUGGAAGACACUCCUAGACAGUGCCGCAUUUGUGGAGGGCUUGCAAUGUACGAAUGCCGAGAAUGCUACGAAGAUACAGACAUUUCUGCUGGGAAAAUCAAGCAGUUUUGCAAAACAUGUAACACACAAGUUCACCUCCAUCCCAAAAGGCAAAGUCAUAAAUUCAACCCAGUGUCUCUUCCUAAAGAUCUACCAGAUUGGGAUUGGAGACAUGGCUGCAUACCUUGUCAGAAGAUGGAGUUGUUUGCUGUGCUUUGUAUAGAGACAAGCCACUAUGUGGCUUUCGUUAAAUACGGCAAGGGGGACUCUGCCUGGCUCUUCUUUGACAGUAUGGCUGAUCGGGAUGGAGGCCAGAAUGGCUUUAAUAUCCCUCAAGUGACUCCAUGCCCUGAAGUUAGCGAGUACCUGAAAAUGUCUCUUGAAGAAUUGCAUUCACUGGACUCAAGAAGAAUUCAAGGCUGUGCACGAAGGCUACUUUGUGACGCUUAUAUGUGCAUGUAUCAGAGCCCAACCAUGAGCUUGUACAAGUGAAAGUUGUCAUCUGGGAAGAAGGGAGCAGCUUCUCAAUGACUUGACUGUGACCCAAGAAGGCUCAGCAGGACUGUUGGCUCAUUUGCUUGUGCAUCUGUUGCCGGCAAUGGAUGCUUCAAAGGGAGUGGAAAGCAAAUGUCUGCAACAAAAGUGCAUAUUUUAAAGAAGGGAAAAAACCUUACAAUGCAAAGUUCUAAUGCUAAAGUACUUAAUAAGCAUUUUGCACUCUAGGAAGCGUGUGUGUGUGAGCGUGUGGGUUUUUUUUAAAAAAAUAAAAAGUUUAAAUGAAGCUAUUAAAAUGUUUAGGCUGCAUUUUCAGAGGAGUUGUGUACAUGGAGUGAAGUUUAUGUGUUUCAAAAUCGCCUUGUGGGACUUUCUGCUUAGACCUCAUCCAGAGAACCACACAUCCUAAGGACAGGACUGUGUUAAUGUUUGUGUUUUCUCCAGCAUUGUAUAGGCUGUACAGUUAAGGUACUUAACCUCUGUAAUACACUGGAUGGUGAGCUGAA
Molecule: messenger RNA, 3964 nt
Organism: Rhineura floridana
Lineage: Eukaryota; Metazoa; Chordata; Lepidosauria; Squamata; Rhineuridae
Gene: CYLD
Product: CYLD lysine 63 deubiquitinase
Exons: 17
Coding region: 591-3455 (954 amino acids)
Biological process (GO): regulation of mitotic cell cycle; regulation of intrinsic apoptotic signaling pathway; protein K63-linked deubiquitination
Cellular component (GO): cytosol
Molecular function (GO): K63-linked deubiquitinase activity; cysteine-type deubiquitinase activity
Source: RefSeq, a predicted model, not a curated record